AUGGCGCACAUGCGCGUGGUGCACCGGGACGAGGAGGGCCACAAGGUGGCGGAGAAGCUGCCGGUGCCGGAGACGAGGCGCCCGGACACGGCCAGGCACGUGGAGCGCAAGCUGGAGGAGCAGGGGCUGCACCGGCUGGAGCGCCACCCGGCCAACGCGCCCCGGGGCGUCGGCAUCGGCGCGCCCCCGCCCAAGUCCGGCCGCGGCGGCAAGUACACCUGGGAGGGCCCCGAGGGGCUGGUCGACAGCGAGCUCGACCCCGCGCCCGCCGCCAUCGACCGCAACGACCCCAACUACGACGAGGAGGAAGGCGGGGAGCAGGACGAGGUGGCCAAGGAGGUGGUCGUCGGGGAGGUGGAGGUCGCCAAGGUGGCCCAGGCCCGGGCCGGCGUCGCCAGGGUCGAGGUCGCGCCGCCGCUCCUCCAGGACCACGACCACCAGCAGUAG
Triticum turgidum subsp. durum (durum wheat) is the source of this 447-nucleotide messenger RNA. Lineage: Eukaryota; Viridiplantae; Streptophyta; Magnoliopsida; Poales; Poaceae. The record is from the annotation of a GenBank genome assembly.